UCGGAUUAUAUCAGAAGAGUGGACUGAACUACAGAGCAAAGUGCAAAAAAAAAAAAAAACAACUGAAGAGAAGAGCUUUUUUCUGGUCAAUUUUAGAUUCUGAAUCAAGAAUGUCCCACACUGCCAUACCCAUGAACUCUUCAGCGGUUGUCAUCCAGGUUCAACCACCAACACAAACCACAUCAGGCACUGGGACAAAUGCUCCUGUUCCUGUUUAUGUACAACAGCUAGCUCAAGUUUCACCUCGUCAGAUUCAGGCAUUUCUGAAAAGCCAACCAAAAGCCCUUGGGACUGUCCAGAUAAUGAUUGGUCUGUUGACUUUCCUUGUGGGGAUCGUGUAUACAUUUCACAUAGGCAUAUCCAUAGGCAUAUCCAUUUUUGUGUUCAUUCAUAUCUCUUACUGGGGAUCUCUAAUCUACAUUAUCGCAGGCUCUCUCAGCAUUGCUGCAGAAAACAAGUUUAAUUCACCCUGCAGUAUGUGUUUGGUGAAAUGUUCACUUGGAAUGAAUAUUUUCAGUGCUAUUAUUGCAGGCAUUUCCAUUCUUUUUAUUUCACUGGAAUUGGCUUAUUGGCUUAAAUUUCAUGUUGAGGCAAAUUAUUUGACCUUUUUCUUGGGAAUCCAUAGUAUAAUACUGGUAUUUGCCAUCCUUGCGUUUUUCAUCUCCAUCUUUCUGUCAGCAUUUGCCUGUAAAGCCACCUGCUACUGCUGCUACACUCAGGUGCCGUUUGUUCCUCAAGUUGUAACUGCACAACCCAGUGAUUUUAGGCCCAAUCAUUCCCAUGAUAUUAACAACUCAGAGAUACCUACGGUCAGCAACCCGUCCAUGUAUAACCCUCCUGUAGAAAAUCCUCCACAAUAAAGUGAAUGUAAAUAAAUAUGAAUAUUAAAACCGACUGAGGACAGAGUUAAUACAUUAGUACAUUAAUACAGAGAUAAUUACAUUUUUUUAAGUUGCAAAUUUGUAAAACAGUUACUAUUCAAGAAUAGAUGAUAUUUCAUGAUUUUCUUUCUUUAGUUAAGUUGUCUAAUCAUGAGUGAAUCUGGAUAG
This is a messenger RNA of Ctenopharyngodon idella (grass carp), 1049 nucleotides long. Its product is annotated as membrane-spanning 4-domains subfamily A member 4A-like. Lineage: Eukaryota; Metazoa; Chordata; Actinopteri; Cypriniformes; Xenocyprididae. Gene Ontology annotation, cellular component: membrane. The record is from RefSeq and is a predicted model, not a curated record. The transcript has 8 exons. Bases 111 to 860 code for a protein of 249 amino acids.